Molecule: messenger RNA, 955 nt
Organism: Mandrillus leucophaeus (drill)
Lineage: Eukaryota; Metazoa; Chordata; Mammalia; Primates; Cercopithecidae
Gene: CTRL
Product: chymotrypsin-like
Exons: 6
Coding region: 5-700 (231 amino acids)
Biological process (GO): proteolysis
Molecular function (GO): serine-type endopeptidase activity
Source: RefSeq, a predicted model, not a curated record
CACGAUGCUGCUGCUCAGCCUGACCCUAAGCCUGGUUCUCCUCGGUUCCUCCUGGGGCUGCGGUGUUCCUGCCAUCAAACCAGCCCUGAGCUUCAGCCAGAGGAUUGUCAACGGGGAGAAUGCAGUACCAGGCUCCUGGCCCUGGCAGGUGUCCCUGCAGGACAGCAGCGGCUUCCACUUUUGCGGUGGUUCUCUCAUCAGCCAGUCUUGGGUGGUCACUGCUGCCCACUGCAAUGUCAGCCCUGGCCGCCACUUUGUUGUCCUGGGCGAGCAUGACCUAACGUCGAACGCUGAGCCCUUGCAGGUUCUGUCCAUCUCUCAGGCCAUUACACACCCUAGCUGGAACCCUACCACCAUGAACAAUGACGUGACACUGCUGAAGCUCGCCUCACCAGCCCAGUACACAACACGCAUCUCGCCAGUUUGCCUGGCAUCCUCAAACGAGGCCCUCUUGUCUGCCAGAAGGGAAACACGUGGGUGCUUAUUGGUAUUGUCUCCUGGGGUACCAAAAACUGCAAUGUGCGCGCACCUGCCGUGUAUACUCGAGUUAGCAAGUUCAGCGCCUGGAUCAACCAGGUCAUUGCCUACAACUGAGCCCACCACAGGCCCUUCCCCAGCUCAACCCAUUAAAGACCCAGGCCCUGUCCCAUCAUGCAUUCGUGUCUGUCUUCCUGGCUCAGGAGAAAGCAGAGGCUGUUGAGGGUUCGACUCCCUACUUGGACUUCUGGCAUGGACGGGGCUGAGUGGCUCCUUGAGUAGCAGUGGCUCUUCCUACAGUAGUCAUGCCCAGGCCAGGGACCCCACCCCUCCUCCAGGGCAACCCCUUGGUCCUACAGCAAGAAGCCAGAGCUGUUGGAAUGAAUGGCAGCCCUCCCUGGAGAGGCAGCCUGUUUACUGAAUACAGAGGAUACAUUUACAAACUGAAUACGCAUAAUAAAUAACUGCACAUUCUCCA